Messenger RNA from Solea solea (common sole), 6843 nucleotides. RefSeq names its product calpain 7 (gene capn7). The transcript has 21 exons. Gene Ontology annotation, biological process: proteolysis. The record is from RefSeq and is a predicted model, not a curated record. The coding region runs from base 267 to 2741 and encodes 824 amino acids. Gene Ontology annotation, molecular function: calcium-dependent cysteine-type endopeptidase activity. Lineage: Eukaryota; Metazoa; Chordata; Actinopteri; Pleuronectiformes; Soleidae.
UUGGAAGGUUGUUUUGGAAUCAGCUGCUUUACACUUGUUCCCUGUCCUGAGCUGAUUUAAAGCCUUAAAGGGGCACUUAAAACUGCCGAAAUAUUGAUAAACUUCAGGGUUAGUGUCAGUAUGUUCCACUCGAGUUGACAAAACGAGCUGUGCUGCUUGUGAAAGACGGACAUUUUUGAUAAAUUGGCGAAUCACAGUGGCUAGUCGUAGCAUGCUAAGUAGCUAGCUAGUAAACUCGCAGCCUGUGUCAACAGCUUGAGUUCAGGAUGGACUACACUGCACUGGAGGUCGACGCCUUUAAAUUCGCCAAAACAGCCGUUACUUAUGACCAAAAGGGCAAAUACAACGAGGCUGUAUUUUACUACAAGGAGGCAGCACAGGCCCUGAUAUAUGCUAGCAUGGCAGGGUCCAAACUGGAGGGAAUCCAGGACAAAGUGAGUGAAUACACGGAUCGGGUCCAGGCUCUCCAUAAUGCCGUCCAGGCACAGACGAGCGACCCGCUGAAGUCCCGCCAGCAGGUGGACAUGGAGCGUGCCCACUUCCUGGUCACCCAGGCCUUUGAGGAAGAUGAGAAGGGAAAUGAAGACGAAGCCGUUGAACUGUACACUCAGGCUGUGGAGCUCUGCAUUAAGACGUCCAGUGAGACAUCUGACCAGGUGCUGCAGACCAAGUUGAAGCAGCUGGCUCGCCAAGCGUUAGAGAGAGCGGAGGGUCUUAAAGAGUCCCAGUCCAGAUCAACUGCAGCUCAGGACAGGACAGGGAUCUCUGCGAACAGGAAUGUCGGUGGCAGCAGUUCUGGGGCACCAGUCCGCCAGUUUUUCCCCCUCGGCCAAGAAUUCAGCCUCCACGACCGACCUCAUCCCCAGCCGGUUCGGGCGGUCCAGUCCAGUGAUCCUCAGGGUCAACGCUACACGUCUGAGGAGAUCGAGGUGCUCAGGAGCACAUCUACAGUCAAUGGGAUCGCCUAUGUUCCCUUUAUGAGUGUGGACCUGAAGGAACGCUUUGCCUUCCCUGUCCCUUUCUCGGACAAACUAGGGAAACUGGCGUUGUCACCCAAACAGAAAGCCAUCUUCUCCCGCUGGGUGCGUCCAGACGAGAUCUGCAAUAACCCGACCAUGAUCAUGUCUGUGUCCAGCUUCAGUAUCAAACAGACGGUUGUGUCUGACUGUUCUUUUGUGGCGUCCCUCGCCAUCAGCGCAGCCUAUGAGAGGCGCUACAACAAGAAACUUAUCACCAGCAUCAUCUACCCUCAGAACAGACGAGGAGAACCAGAGUACAACCCCUGUGGGAAGUACAUGGUCAAGCUUCACAUCAAUGGUGUUCCCAGGAAGGUGAUAAUAGACGACUACCUGCCGGUGGAUCGUAACGGAGAGAUGCUGUGCUCCUACUCCAGCAACAGGAACGAGCUGUGGGUGUCCCUGAUUGAGAAAGCCUACAUGAAGGUGAUGGGAGGCUACGACUUCCCUGGAUCCAACUCGAACAUCGACUUGCACGCGCUCACCGGCUGGAUCCCUGAACGCAUCGCUAUGCACUCUGACAAUCAGUCAUUCAGCAAAGACGACAGCUUCCGAAUGCUCUUCCAGAGGUUUCACAGAGGGGACGUUCUCGUCACCACGGCAACGGGGGUGAUGACAGAGGAGGAAGGGGAGAGAUGGGGUUUAGUGCCAACACACGCCUACGCUGUUCUUGACAUCAGGGAAUACAAGGGGAUGCGUUUCCUGCAGCUGAAGAAUCCCUGGAGUCACUUGCGGUGGAAGGGACGCUACAGUGAGCGAGACGAUAAGAACUGGACGCCCAAACUCCUCAAAUACCUCAACUUUGACCCCAAGACAGCACAGAAGUUUGAUAAUGGUGUUUUCUGGAUUGCAUGGGAGGACCUCUGUCAAUAUUAUGAUGUCAUCUACCUGAGUUGGAACCCCGCCCUAUUCCAACAGUCCUCCUGUAUUCACAGCAGCUGGGAUGGGAAGCAGGGCCCAGUCAAAGAUGUCUACAGUCUGGCCAACAAUCCUCAGUUCAAGCUGGAGGUCCAGUGUCCAACAGGUGGCGCUGCUGUUUGGGUACUGCUCACCAGACACAUCACUGACAAGGAUGACUUUGCACAGAACCGGGAGUUUAUCACGCUGGUCGUUUAUAAGACGGAUGGAAAGAAAGUUUACUACCCAGCCGACCCUCCUCCUUUCAUCGACGGCAUCCGAAUCAACAGCCCACACUACCUGACCAAGAUGAGGCUGACCAGUGCCGGUACACACACCUUUACGCUGGUGGUAUCCCAAUACGAGAAGCAGAACACCAUAAACUACACACUACGGGUGUACUCUGGAUGCAAAUUCUCCUUCUCCAAAAUCCCGAAUCCCUUCACUCACACAAAAAGGUUCAACGGCCAGUGGAAAGGGAUCAGUGCUGGAGGUUGUGGGAACUAUAAGGAUUCAUACAAACACAAUCCAAUCUAUCAGAUUAACCUGGAGCGCCCGGGACCGCUGCUCAUCGAGCUCCGAGGAUCCAGGCAGUACAGUGUCGGCUUUGAGAUGGUGACUGUGUCGAUGGUGGGAGAUCCAGGUCCAGCAGCUUUCCAGAAGAAGAGCAGUGGAGAUUACAGAUGUGGUUUCUGCUACAUGGAGGCAGACCAUGUCCCAGCGGGCAUCUACAACGUCAUACCCACCACUUUCCUCCCCAAACAGGAAGGACCUUUCUUCUUGGACUUUGCCAGCACCUUGCCCCUCAAGGUCUCCCAGCUCCAAUGAAGAUGGAGCUGGAGGAGUGGAUGACGCAGGGAUCAAGAGGACGGUACUUACCAGGGCUUCGAUGGAUAGUCCUGAUUUUUCAGUUUGAAUGUGAUAAAGUGAUCAAGACCUCCAUGAAGCCCAAAGAGAAUGUGACUAUUGACCUCAUCUCCCACAGCCUUUCCUUGUCUCCUAUUGCUGAUGUUAACAGACGUUUUGUGGACUUGGACCUUCAACACAGAUAAAUUAUGUCAACAAGGAAUAACUCUCUUGCUAAAGAGACACAAAGAGGAUCUUUUAAUAUGGAGAAGUAACCAUUGGAAAUUUUGACUUUAACUUAUCGCAUCCUCUGUACUGUAGGUUCCUCUACCACGUGGAUGAAACGGCAUCGACUUCGCUCUGAUAAAUCAACCAAAUCUGACAUGAUUUCAUGAGACGGUGACGAGUCUUAUGACCACAUCCUGGACAGGGUUGAACAUGUACAUUAUAACAUACGCCAGUCACAAGGUGUUGAGUUAUGCAUCAUGGCCGUUGAAAGCAACCAAGUCGUUUCAGGUUCUGUUUUGUCGAUGAAUGAGUGUCUCGGGUGAGGGAGUUGUUGUCAAGUGAAUGUAUGGUCUGGAGGCAUUUCUUUCAUAGUUUGAGCCCCUGAAUUUCAGUGGUAAAAGGUUUGAACCUUCAGCAUUGAGAGGAUAUGUCAGACACGCAUUCAAGAUCAUGCUACUUGACUCUGUGUUUCCAUCCAUCUGUAUGUAGCAGUGGUGGAAAUCACCAGAGACGCCACGAUAUGGUAUUAUCAUGAUAUUUAAAUCUCGAUACUGCAAAAUACUGGGUAUCUGUGAAGUCAUAUAUUGAGACAUACUCCCAUUUUAUUUUAAAAAAAUAAUAUGCUAAAAAAAAAAAAAUGGAUUACGUGUCUCAAACAUGAUAUCGCCACAUAAGAUAUCGCGAUAUUUCCCCUAAUAUUUAUGUACAUUUUAAAUGUGCGUCCUAGAAAUCCUGAAUGGAAACACGCAUGGAAUCCCAAGUAUUUCACGGUCAGUGUCGGGUUUGUUUUUAUUUAAUGGAGUCAUCAGAAAUAGAAAAUAAAAAAGUUACUGUUGUGAUUUCAAAAAACAGUAAUAACUACAGAUUUCACUUACUGUUGUUCACUGUUUUUCAGUUGAAAAAUCCUACACGUAAGUAGGAGAUUAUGACCACCGAGUAUCACUGAAAUACACAAUCAGUGCCCCCUUGAGGAGGACAGCAAUGGUCGUCUUUGAGAUGCUCAUUACUGCAAAACUACCUGAAAACGACGCCGUUGCUGUGUGCGACAGCCACGAUACAAAACAAAACAUCCAAGAGUUUGUCUCUGCCAAAAUUGUAAAAGCUCUUCAUUUAUAAAGUGAAACCAGGAUGAAGGGAAAGUUAGUUUCUUCAUGUGACCUUGAAGGUGGUUGUAUGUAUGUUGUUGUUGUUGUUGUUGUUGUUGUUGUUGUUGUUUAACUUCUCAGGAGCAGUGCAGCAGAGCAGCACCACAGGGAAUCCAGUAUGGCAGCGGUUGAAUGAUGUCACUUCAUGUUGUCUGUGGAUGUGACGGCUGAGUGACGCAUGAUCUGCCUGGUUUCACGUCAGCACUGCUUGAAACAGGUAUCAUGUGAUGAACCUGUUUGUCUGUGUGUGUGUGUGUGUGAGAGUUGGAGAGAGCAUGUGUGUGUGUGUGUGUUUUUACAGGAAAAAUUUAAAUGUAUUGCCAAGUACGCAUCAUCUAUUUACUUAUAAGUUACAGAAUUGCACUUUUUUUAAAAUCAUUUCUCAGUUUGAACAUUUACGGCAGAUCCACUCGUCUGAAAUCAUGUUGCCUCUUCAGUUUUGUGUUUAAAAAUGUAAUUUGUAAAGCACAUUAAAAGCAACAGGAGUCAAGCCACAAUGUUUGUAGUCAAAGACAAGUAACACAAUAACAACACAAGACAGAAACAGAGUAAAGUAAAGACGGCAGGACUAUAGCCUUCACAAUACUGUAACAAACACCACCAGUAAUUUCAUUUGGACUGAAUGGAAUAAUUCACAGUCGUUAACCUGUCGCUAACUGACCCGGUUACCUGUGGGGUUUGUUAUCAUAAUGUAUCGUAAUGAGUUGUCCCACAAAUAUUAAUAUUUAUAAGUGUCUCUCGCACAGUGAAGACGAUAAAAACCAGAUCUGUCACAAUCUUUCUAGACUAGAAAUUAAUAAUAUAUUGAUAAUAACAAUAAUAAUAAUAAAAGUAAUUUAUAUAUACAGCACUUUAGUUAGUCAGUUAUAAGUGCUUAAUGGUUAAAAUCAGUGGAUAAAAAGUCAGAAACAAAAACCCAAUGGAGAUACAUAAGAACAAUGUAUGAAGAUAAUUUUACUAGUGUGGGAUGAACAAAGUCUAAUAUGAUCUAAAUAUGUACAACAACACAGUUUUAAGUGGUGAUUUAAAAGAAAGAAGGGACCUUCUGUUGCAUGCCCUGCAUCACUUGAUGUACAUAGUCUCGGCCUACGCAGAAUAAUUUACCAGCAGUGUUGUGAUGUGAGAUUCUGUGUAACGUUAAGCAAGAGAGAGCAAAUGUCGACGUGAUGUCUGGGAAAUUAAAAUUCCAAGAUCUCUGUCUCACCAAAGAAAUAUGACAAACACCGACUUUGACCAAGAUCCCUUGUCCAGAUGCAGAGCAGAGCGUGCUGCAAAUGAGUGAAUGUGGACACCAGGGGCAAAGCACAUUCGACCCCUACAUUUGAGGGAAUUGGUCCUGGAAAGUCCUUGAAAAGUCCUUGAAUUUGAUGUCAACCAAGGUGUGGGAACCCUGUGUUUUCUGUGGAGUUUCCUCACAAGAGCGAAGGCUGUGAGAUGCUUGUUUUUACUCUGUGAUGGUGAACCUCAGUGCAGAGACGUCCACUCACAAACCUUUCUGUGUGUUAGUGAAGCGAGACCGAACACAGCGUUCAGUUCAGUGUGUGACAUCACACCGCGUUACAUAAGGCGUGAGAUUGUUGAUGCGUGCAAAUGUCACACAGUUUUAUGUCGCUGCAGUGACAGGCUGCAACUUGAGUUUAUUUAUUUAAAUUGACUAAUUUGCCAGAAAAAGAUUUUCUUUUUUCUAUUAUAGACUGGUUUGUUGCUUAUUUUCUUGAUUAUUCAAUGACUUGUUUGGUUCUUAAAAUGUUAGAAUAUGGUGAAAAGUGUCAGACUGAGCUUCCCAAACUUGUAAAUGACGCAUUAGUCUUAUCCACAAGCUAAAGAUACUCAGUUUACUGUCAUAGAGGACCUAAAUUAACCAGAUCAUCACGUCACUUUUAAAAAGUAUACGUUAAAGAGACACUCAAAAUAAUAUACUGAUAAUGAGAGUAAUUAUUAGUGAUUCAUCUAUACUUUGAUUAAAGUUGAUUAAAGUGAAAUUUCAGGCUUUUUUAAGUGUGGUUCUCUGAGGUAGUGACGCAUAGUUGGCAUAUAUGUGUAUGUAUGUGUGUGUAUAUGUUUAUAUUUGUCACUUUUCCAACAGGAAACUGAGGUCUGUUGUGACCCACCAGUCACUCUCCAAUACAAAAGGUCCGAAAACUCUAGUUCCCGGUCUGCUGCCGCCUUCUUUAUAACUUGUAGGUAAAUCUGCAGGAAGAAUCUCAAAGGUUCUAAAAAAACACAUGUUUACUGUAAUAAUGGAGGCAGCAGUGGAUCAACAAUUCUCUGUGCUGUGAUGUAAAAUCCCUGAUAUUCUCUGAGGACUUUGGUGCUUGAGAAUGAACAUUUUAAAAAGGCUAUUGGGUCAAAUGCUUUUCUUUUUUUUUUAAUCGGUUUUCCUGGCUUCCCAGCUUUGUGACAACCAUGUUUUCACACUGUCAUUACUUUAUACAACCACACCUCAAAAAACACCUCAUCUAUCUUGCUAUUUCUCACUGCUUACCUUGUCCAAGCUUCGAUUGUAGAAGGUAGAUAUCUGUGUUAUUUCAGUGCUGACUGUAUCAUUCGGAGGCUGUGCAAUGAAAUUGAACAUUUAUAGCACCCAGAGUUUUAUUUUUAUUAUUGUUCUUGCUGUGUAACAGUCAUUUUAAAAUCAAGAGAGUAAUGCAACGUUGAGCAGGAAGAGUUUUAAUGUUCCUUUCAGAUUAAAAUCUGCUUUAAAUAUCCUA